Molecule: messenger RNA, 1390 nt
Organism: Gordionus sp. m RMFG-2023
Lineage: Eukaryota; Metazoa; Nematomorpha; Gordioida; Chordodea; Parachordodidae
Product: 26S proteasome non-ATPase regulatory subunit 11A-like
Exons: 11
Coding region: 45-1316 (423 amino acids)
Biological process (GO): ubiquitin-dependent protein catabolic process
Cellular component (GO): proteasome regulatory particle, lid subcomplex
Molecular function (GO): structural molecule activity
Source: RefSeq, a predicted model, not a curated record
AUUAUUUUCGAGGAUUUAUUACAAAUCAUUUUAUUUAACACAAUAUGACAGCAAUGGAAAUUGAACAUUCGGCUGUGGAUAGUGUUCUGAAUCAAGAUGAUCCUCAUGGCUUACUAGACCGCAUACUUAAAAAUGAUAUGAAAACUGCGAAUGAAGAUGAGGUAAAGAAGGCUGAAUCAGAGAUAUUAAUGCUUGCAUCUAAGUUAUCAAAGACUGGAAAGUCUAAAGAAUUAGCAAAUUUAAUACGAUAUAUACGUCCUUUCUUAUCAAAUAUAAGCAAGGCCAAAGCAGCUAAAAUUGUACAAACCUUAGUUGAAAAAUUCUUGGAAAUGAACACAACUUCUGGAUUAGAAGUUGAUUUAUGCAAAGAGUGUAUUGAUUGGGCCAAAGAGGAGAAAAGAAUUUUUUUAAGACAGGCUUUAGAGGCAAAACUUUUAUCCGUCUAUUAUGAACUUAAAGAUUUUGACAAUGCAUUGGCAAUUAGUGGGCCAUUACUUAAAGAAUUGAAAAAAAUGGAUGACAAAAAUUUAUUAGUAGAUGUGCAACUUAUAGAAAGCAAAAUUUAUCAUGCAUUAGGAAAUUUACCAAAGUCAAGAGCCUCACUCACCUCUGCCAGAACCACGGCCAAUUCCAUAUACUGCUCGCCUAGAGUGCAAGGAUCUCUGGACCUUCAGUCGGGCAUAGUCCAUGCUUCAGAGGGCAAGGAUUUUAAUACCGCUUAUUCCUAUUUUUACGAAGCCUUCGAGGCCUUCGAAACCUGCGGGCCCGAUUAUAGGGUACGGACUAUAAGCGCUCUCAAAUACACUCUUCUUUCUAAAGUUAUGCUGAACAACCCUGAAGAAGUUGAAUCUUUGAUUAUCGGAAAGUUGGCCCUUAAAUAUGGAGGCAAGGAUCUCGAGGCUCUCAAAGCUAUAGCGGGCGCUAACAAAAACAGAUCUCUUUCACUCUUUCAACAAGCAAGAGAAACCUAUAGAUCCGAAUUAAUGGACGAUCCUAUCAUUAAAAUGUUACUCGAAACACUCUACGAUAAAUUGCUGGAACAAAAUUUGUUGAGAAUCAUAGAACCUUACUCUAGGAUUCAAAUUCACUAUGUAGCUGAAUCAAUUAAGCUUCCCCUGGAUGUCGUCGAAAAAAAGCUAUCUCAAAUGAUUUUGGAUCAAAAAUUUAAUGGCAUAAUAGAUCAAAGCGAUGGUGGCAUUCUGAUCGUUUUCGAAGAAGAGACACCGAAUCGAACUUUCGACACCUCAAUAAAUAUCAUAGAAUGCAUGAGUAAAGUCAUGGAUACUCUUUACAUUAAAUCCAAAAAAUUGUCUUAAAAUUAGAUAUACAAUAUUUAAAUUUUUAAUUUUUUUUUCAUGACUAUUGUAUUGUAUCAAUAAUGCUUUUUUUU